This is a messenger RNA of Lichtheimia ornata, 939 nucleotides long. RefSeq lists its product as uncharacterized. The record is from RefSeq and is a predicted model, not a curated record. The transcript has a single exon. Lineage: Eukaryota; Fungi; Mucoromycota; Mucoromycetes; Mucorales; Lichtheimiaceae. The coding region runs from base 1 to 939 and encodes 312 amino acids.
AUGACUACAAGCACUGAACGCAUCUACAUUGUGGGUGGUACCGGGAACUCAGGCAAGCAAGCCAUCCGUGAGCUCCUCAAGGCUGGUGUUUCUGUUACCGCAUUGACACGAUCUCCUGAGGCUGCUGCCAAACACUUUAGUGAUUUGGUAUCAGCUGACAAAAACAAUCAGCAUUUACUUACUUUGGUUCAAGGCAAUUAUGAUGACAUGGAACCCUUUAAGAAAAGCAUCCAAGGCCAUCAGCGUCUCUUGAUCAUCAUCCACGAACCCAUUUCCCUUGGUGAUAAUAAUUAUAUCGAGCUCAAGAAAACGUAUGCAUCCGUAGCAUACAAUGCAGGUGUUAAGCAAGUCGUUGAUCUCUCUGGCAUGGCAGCAGGACGUGGAUGGCGUACGAACUUUUUUGCGAAUAUGGCCCAAACAACCGAGAUGGCUCUGCUAGAGCUCGCCAAUAAUCAAGCUCCUGGUGGUGGUCGUCAUUAUGUGGCAUUGCGACCCACCCAGUUCAUGUCCAACAUUAUCGCAUUCGAUGGAUUUGGUAUUCGUGAACAUGGUGUUGUCAUGGAUACAAGCGCACCCGAUGAAUUGCAUCAAUGGAUAUCACCCAACGAUGUUGGUUCUGUCGCUGCUGGUAUUCUUCAGGACCCUAUUGACAAGCACAAAAAUGCCGUCUAUGAAUUGGUGGGUGAUUACGUGACACCCAAAGAUCGUACAAGAUACCUAUCAGAAGCGUUGGAACGUGAAAUUGUGUACAAGCAAGUGUCGUAUUUGGAACGAUACAAGCAGCUUAUUGGGAUUGGGAUGCCUCACCUAAUUGCAUACACAGUAAGCCGAUGUCUUGGAGAUGGUACAACGCCCACUGGGUUGCUUUCGAUCUUGUUGGGUCGUGAGCCCGAAACUUUGGAACAUUACAUCCAUUCCAACAAGGCAGCCUUUUUGUAA